Monomorium pharaonis (pharaoh ant) is the source of this 1143-nucleotide messenger RNA. RefSeq lists its product as uncharacterized. Bases 1 to 1143 code for a protein of 380 amino acids. The record is from RefSeq and is a predicted model, not a curated record. The transcript has 2 exons. Lineage: Eukaryota; Metazoa; Arthropoda; Insecta; Hymenoptera; Formicidae.
AUGACUGACAUUCUAAACAUCGGAGACGAGCCGAUUUUCGAUGAUCGCAUCGUCAAGAUCGAGACUCAUACGUACAAUCCGUUUGCCAACACAACGUUCGGGCACAGCGACGAGAUACGAAUACCCAUACACCAACAGGAUCUGUACACAUUGCCGUUCAAAAGUUUUCUAUACAUCGAGGGAAAAGUGACAAUAAACAAACCAGCCGAGGGAUUUUCGGUGGUACUGGGAAAUAAUUGUGUCGCGUUCAUGUUCGAUGAGAUUCGAUACAAACUCGACGGUGUAGAAAUUGAUCGCAACAGAAAUGUUGGAAUAACCAGCACACUGAAAAACUAUGCAACUGUGUCGUCAGACAAAAACGUGAUUCUGAGGAACGCAGGAUGGAUUUCGGGUUGGGACGUGAAUGGAUACUUUAAUUAUUGCGUACCACUCAACAUGUUGUUGGGGUUUUGCGAGGAUUACAGACGCGUGGUGAUCAACGCUCGUCACGAGUUAAUUUUAAUACGCGCGCGUAACGAUAACAACAGUCUAAUGGGAAGUUCGGAGUUGGAAUCCACGAUUGAUAUAUUCAAGAUACAAUGGCGCAUGCCUCACGUACUGCUGAACGAGAUACAUAAGUUGUCGUACUCUGGAGAGCGGACGCAAACAACUAAGCAUUCGUGGACCAUCAAGACCGCUACUCAGCUUGAGAAGCCGUCGAAGCGAUAUGUUAUCUUUGCUCUGCAGACGGGUCGAAAGAACAUUGUGUCCGAGGAUUUAAGCCGAUUCGAUCAUUGCAAAUUGACAAACGUGAAACUGUAUCUGAACUCGGAAUGUUAUCCAUACGACGAUAUGAACUUGGAUUUCGAUAAAAAUAAAUGGGCGAUUCUGUACGACAUGUACGCGCGUUUCUGCAAGGGUUAUUAUGGAUACGAGUAUCUCGAGCCAAACCUCACCACUUCAACUUUUCUACUUAACGGUCCAUUCGUAAUCAUCGAUUGCUCUCGACAAAAUAAAUCGAUCAAGAGCGCAACCGUGGACGUGCGCAUAGAAUUUGAAUGCAAAGAGAAUGUGUCGAUGAAUACCACCGCGUACUGCCUCAUCAUACACGACCGCGUGGUUCAGUACAACCCGUUGACAAACGUUGUGCGCAAAAUCACCUAA